Messenger RNA from Eruca vesicaria subsp. sativa (arugula), 1109 nucleotides. The record is from the annotation of a GenBank genome assembly. Lineage: Eukaryota; Viridiplantae; Streptophyta; Magnoliopsida; Brassicales; Brassicaceae.
AUGGAUUCGAGUAAACGGCGAAAGAUAUUGGAGAAGAAGAAGAAGAUUAAUGACCUUAUAAAAAGAGCUUCUUCCGUACUCGAUCCUCUUUCUCCCUUUGAUUCCUUCCGCCGUUACACAAAAAAUGACUUAUCUGUGUACUUGGAAUCUGGGCGUGGAGAUAGACUUUCCUCGUCCCUGAAACAACACAUUCGAAAGCUCUUGAAGAAGAACAUGGAAGGAUUCUAUGGGUCUAAUUGGCCACUUCAAGCUAAGGUGAAACGUAAGGAGAAGUCUUCUGCAGACGCACGCUAUAUAUUUGUGCGGGAGCUGCGUGGUAAAGCUGAGGUGUCUACUCAAAGAAGUUGCGAGGAAGGGUGUGAUCAGAUUGCUGGAUUUUUGCAUUACCGGUUUACUCUAGAGGAAGAGAUACCUGUUCUCUAUGUGUAUGAGAUUCAGCUGGAAUCUCGGAUUCAAGGAAAAGGAUUGGGAGAGUUUUUAAUGCAGUUGAUAGAGCUCAUUGCUUCCAAGAAUCAGAUGAGUGCUAUCGUGCUGACUGUUCAAACAUCCAAUGCAUUGGCAAAGACUUUCUACAUGAACAAGCUAGGAUACAGAAUAUCAAGCAUUUCACCAUCGAAAGCUAAUCCGACUUUCUCGGCCAAGUAUGAGAUACUUUGCAAAACAUUUGAUUUUGAAGCUAAAUCUGUGUUGGAGAAUGAUGAAGAACCAUCCAGAGAUUGCGUAUCAACCAUGGAAUAACUCAUAGUUUUCUUACGACACCGAGUCUUGUGAUAAGGUACAGUUAUAUAACAGACGCAGAUGAAGACUUUGGUUACUUCGAUGGCAGUUCAUACUCCACACCAAGAGACAGAAACCCAAUGCUCCAAUGCCUGUUGAAGUAAUUUGUGCUGUCAAGAACACCAUUCUUAAAAUCUGAAGACUAUUUUUUGGUUAGCUGUGAGUAUUUGUAUGGUUUAUUAACCCUUUGGAAGAGAUUGUACAGAGUUGGCAAUUAGGACUUGGGAGUGAUUAGAGUGAGAAACGAAUCUUGUACUGGGUUUGGAUAUUUUUGAAUCAGAGAUAUCAAUUUGACAACGUUUCUAUUCAAAAUUGCCUUUCAAAUGUUGAAU